Messenger RNA from Poecile atricapillus (Black-capped chickadee), 1839 nucleotides. RefSeq names its product transmembrane protein 145 (gene TMEM145). Bases 1 to 1839 code for a protein of 612 amino acids. The transcript has 18 exons. The record is from RefSeq and is a predicted model, not a curated record. Gene Ontology annotation, biological process: response to pheromone; G protein-coupled receptor signaling pathway. Lineage: Eukaryota; Metazoa; Chordata; Aves; Passeriformes; Paridae.
AUGGCCACGCCCCCUCUGGGCGUGGCUUACACCGCAGUGGGCGUGGCCUCGUACUGUGGGCGUGGCCUGGCCGCGAUAGGCGUGGCUUGUGGUGCUGCGGCCGUGGCUUGUUUUGCGGUGGGCGUGGCUUAUGCCGCAGUGGGCGUGGCUUGUAUUGUAGUGGGCGUGGUCUGGCAGCGUGGGCGUGGCCUGGCCGCGGUGGGCGUGGCUUGUGCGGCGGUGGGCGAGGCUUGUGCGGCGGUGGGCGUGGCUUAUGCCGCAUUGGGGGGGUCCCGGGGGGCUCCCCCGGCUCUGCUGCCGCUGCUGCUGCUGCUGCUGCCCGCGGGGGCCGCCCCCAAAUACGUGAGGGGCCGCAUCAGCACCAAGGAGGACUGGGUGUUCCUCACCCGUUUCUGUUUCCUGUCCGAUUUCGGCCGCCUCGAUUUCCAUUUCCGCUACCCCGAGGCCAAGUGUUGCCAGAACAUUCUGCUCUACUUCGACGACCCCUCCCAAUGGCCCGCGGUCUACAGGAGGGGGGGCAAGGACUGCCUGGCCAAGGAGGCCGUGAUCAGACCCGAGAACAACCAGGUGAUCAACCUGACCACGCAGUACCCCUGGUCCGGCUGCCAGGUGCUGCCGGGGGUCUCGGGGAGGAUCCUGAGCUGCUCCAGCGGCCGCAGUUUCCGCUCGGUUCGGGAGCGCUGGUGGUACGUGGCCCUCAGCAAGUGCGGGGGUGGGGGGCUGGAGCUGGAGUAUGAGCUUGUUCUGACCAACGGCGACUCCUUCUGGAGCCGCCACUUCUCGGCCGAUGAGUUCGGAAUCCUGGAGACCGACAUCACCUUCCUCCUCAUCUUCACCCUCAUCUUCCUCCUCUCCUGCUACUGCGGCUACCGGCUCAAGGGGCGGCAGCUCCUCCACACCACCUACAAGAUGUUCAUGGCAGCGGCCGGGCUGGAGGUUUUGAGCCUCCUCCUGAGCUGCGUCUACUGGGGCCAGUACGGCUGGGACGGGGUGGGGCACGGAGCCAUCAAACUCCUGGGGAAGCUCCUGUUCUCCAUCAGCUUCCUCAUCUUCCUCCUGAUGCUGAUCCUGCUGGGCAAGGGGUUCUCGGUCACCAGGGGCCGCAUCAGCCCGGGGGGCUCCGUCCGUCUGUCCGUCUACAUGACCCUCUACAGCAUCGCCCACAUCGCCCUGCUCACCUACGAGGCUCAGUUUUUCGACCCCGGGCAGGUGCUCUACACCUACGAGUCCCCGGCGGGGUACGGGCUGAUCGCGCUGCAGUUCGGAGCCUUCGUUUGGUUCUGCGCCGCCGUGGGCGCCACCCUGAGCGCGGUGCCGGAGAGGCGACAAUUUUACCUGCCCUUCCUCGGGGCUUACGCCUUCUGGUUUUUGGCCGUCCCGGUUUCAGCUCUCGUGGCCAAUUUUGGGAUCCCCAAAUGGGCUCGGGAAAAAAUCAUCAACGGGAUCCAGCUGGGAACUCACCUGUACGCCCACGGCGUCUUCCUGCUCCUGACCCGGCCCUCGGCUGCCAACAAGAAUUUCCCUUUCCACGUCCGAACUUCCCAAAUCGGCUCCGUCCCCCCCGGGACCCCCCCCAAAUUCCCCGGGGGGGGCUACGGGAACGUCACCUUCAUCAGCGACAGCGUCCCCAACUUCACCGAGCUCUUCUCCAUCCCCAGCCCGGGGGGCGGCGCGGUGCGGCCGCAGGUGGAGGAGACCCCGGUGGGGGGAGGGGGAGGGGUCUGGGGUCCCCCCGCCCCUCCCCCACCCAAGGGGGGGGGGCAGCUGCAGCCGCCCCUCCCCCACGGGGGGGGCCCCGAAUAUUUCAGCGUCCACUCGGGGGGGGGGCGGCUGCUGUGA